Trichoplusia ni (cabbage looper) is the source of this 3350-nucleotide messenger RNA. RefSeq lists its product as uncharacterized. Gene Ontology annotation, biological process: regulation of transcription by RNA polymerase II. NCBI's taxonomy places the organism in Eukaryota, Metazoa, Arthropoda, Insecta, Lepidoptera, Noctuidae. Gene Ontology annotation, cellular component: nucleus. The record is from RefSeq and is a predicted model, not a curated record. Gene Ontology annotation, molecular function: protein binding.
UUUACAAACAAAUUCGAGUCCAUUUCGUAUUUUUCGCGAUUAGCGGCAAUGUAGGAAAGUCGUAAGUGGCAAUGACGUUAAGGUCGAUUUUCGCGCGCACGCAAAGAAAACACGGCCGAAUUGAAACUACUGAGGAGAGCCCUUCGGCGCCCCGGCCGGGCACGCCGCUCAAUUCAAUCGUGUAGUACAAUAGAAAAUUCUGUCUGACAGCUCGGGACCGUCACAAGAAAAUAAUGUCGUUUUUAUUACAUUUUUUGAUAAAUUAUUAUUCUAGUUUCGGUUCGGCGGCGUUCCAACGGCCUUAUCGAUUUUCCUAUUUAGCGCGCUAUCGUAUUUUAUACAUUUUCGAAAGGUCCGCGCCGCGUCUAUGCGCUUUCGAAAAAUAUUUUACAAGUAUUUUCUCGGCGGCGAACGGACGUCGAGUGCGGUGCCGUAAAUUGGUAAUAAUUCCGUUGAUUACACAGUAAUAUAGUAGCCGAAUAUGGGUUAGUGGAGGCACGGACACAGCGAGCGUUAACUUCUGUGAUACGAUCAUAUGAAAAAUGUUUGUGUUUGUUUAAGUUUUAGUGUACAGUUUGGUUGAUAGUUGUCAGUGAGUGCAUUCCGAUUGUGAAAGUGCAGCUAGUGUUAUUGUGCGACGGAUGCUGCAGUGCUGGCCGCGAAGCUGGUCGCUUGCCCACCAGAACGGUCGCCCGAAUUUACCCACCAGAAGAGUACAUUCCAUGCGUGCCUAUUCGCUCAGACAUUAUUAGGGUUUAAGACAAACAUCCCGACCAAAAUCACCAACCAAACUUGAUCUGAUGACCUGCCUUCUCAAUACCAAAGUUUAAUUUAUUUAUUUGGGACAUUAUUAUAGAUUAUAGUUUAUGAAAAUGACGCCUCAACAGUAUUGCUUACGAUGGAAACAUCAUCACACGAACGUACAGAACAUGUUCGCUCAACUCCUCGAAAAAGAACGGUUCUGUGAUGUCACCCUGUACUGCUCACCGAGUUUCGCCACUCAAGUUGGCGGGAAAGAUACGGUGGAGCCCCAGAACAUACGAGGAGUCUCCCUGAGAGCACAUAGGGUGGUAUUAGCAGCAUGUUCAGAAUUGUUGGGUGCCCUGCUGGGCGCGCACGAGGCUCAGGGCGAACCCGUUCUCGUCAUCGAUGGCGCGGAACCUAAACAUCUGAAGGCUCUCCUCGACUACAUGUACACAGGCGAAAUGAACGUGCAUCAUUCUCAGCUGGCGAGUCUCUUGAAGACAGCAGAGGAACUUCGAAUCAAAGGCCUGACGGAUAUACGUUGGAACAACAAAGAUGAGCCGCCUGAUUCAGAAGCAGGUAUAGUAACAACAGCCACCCCUGCGGACUCGAAACACCCAGAAAAGCAUGUCGAUGCGAAGCCACCGAAACACUCCCCGAAGCACGUAUCAGAGCUGGAGCGAGUGCACAAGCAAGAGAAUGACAUAGAGAUCCGAGGAGAGAAAUACAAUGUUAAUGGCGGACCCCCACCCCUUAUUAAACUACCCAUCAAAGAAAAAUCAAGUCCAAUCAAGAGAGAGAAUUCAGACUCAGACAGUCCAAGCCCGAAACGCCAGCGUCUCGCGAGUGCCAACGAGAACACGGACGAUGAACACCUAAACUUAAUUAAAACUGAACGAGAAGAAUGGCAGCAUGGGAAUUUAGAUAUAUCAGCUGAGCGAGUGGUGGGGUGGGGGAUGACGUCACUGUCACGAGACUCGACGUCACGUGACGCGUCAGACGACGACUGGGCUGACGCGCCGACUGACAUCGCGUCAUUUCUGCACACGAAACUGAGGGUAGACGGUGAUAAUAGUGCUGAUGACGAGUCGAACGAGAGCGUGCCCACUCGGCAGUCGGCCGCCGCGUCGUCCUCGUCCUCGGCCGCCGCCUCUAGCGUCUCGGCCUCCGAGUUGAGGGUCGAGAUGGCCAAGACACAGCUACUGCAGCUGGCUAAACAGACCGUAGCCGCGAAGUCGACGCCCUCCGACCCUCGGUUCACGGACGUGGUGAAGCUGAGCGACUACCUGCAGCACGGCAGGAGGCCGCAGUUCUGGGAGGAGAAUUAUGUUAAGAGGGUAAUGGAGGCGGUGCGUCUCAAGGAGUUGGAAAUGAAACAGGCCGCGGAGAUCCUCGGCGUCAGCUACGGAACCCUGUACGGGAGGUACCGAGACGUCUACGGCUGCAUCAACAGGCCCUACAGGGCCGUAAGGGACUUCUGGCAGGCGAAGGGUCCCUCCGAGGUCCUGGAGCGGCUUCAGAGAGGUGAGAUGACCCUGGACUCGGCUGCGCAGGCGCUGGGAGUCAGUAUUGCGAACCUAGCUGCACACGUGGCCGAUUUUGGAGUCCCGGAGAAAGACUUCGAGCCGAUCCCCAUAGAGAUGGACCCGUCGCUGAAGGUUCGCUCGCGCACGUACAGUGCGGGCGCCGCUAAGGCCGCGCGGAAACCGCCCUCAGCCACUACUAAUGCAAGUGAUAAUAAGCCAAUAAAGAAGAUAUUAAUAGGUACGAUGACGGAUGAAGAACCCAUACCAGCGACGGUGAUCACCACUCACGAUACCACGAAACCACCAACCACACCACCCACUACAGUCAGCGGGAAAUGGCCGACGAUUAGAGUGGCGAGUCUGGACUCGCUACGCGGGGGCGGCGCCCUCAUGCGGACCCGCCCAGACCUCACCAUAGUGGCUGCACGGAAACCCCCCGAAAAGAAAGAAGAUGACACUACGUGACUCAACUAGGUAGGACCAAUGACCCGUGCGAGUAAAACAUACGUUGGUAGGACCUGCAAAAGAAAUGUGAAGAAAUAAAAAUGGUAUUUAAAAACUUUGUAUUACACACACAUUUUGGACAAUCGUGUAAUUGUGAGAUUGGUUUUUGAGUGCGAUUGAGGUACGUAUCUGAAACUCGGAUAUUCGAAAAAUAUCCGAAAACGAGAUUAGUUUCAAAUGUGUUGACAGAUGUAAUAAGUGACUACCUACAAGUUUCGUUCAAACAUAUAUAGAAAAAGAAUGAGACAGUUUCGGAUAAAUGCGUAUCCGAAACUUUAAAUGUUCGGAUAUUCUUAAUGUUAAUAUUAGUAUUUAAAAGUUGUACACUGACCGUUAUAAAAAUGUAAUUUUGAUGUAAAAAAAAUAAUUUUCAAAACGAAUGUUUUUCGAAAAUUGGCCUUACGGAGUUAUUGUAAAUAGUAAAAUUUAAAAUAAAUAUUCGUUUUCUAUCAAUUUAUAGGAAAAUAUAUUGUUAGUCGUUUAUUAUAAAUAUAUUUUUAAAGUGCGAAAUCUUCACGUCAUUUUUGUGAUUAUAGUUCAAGUAUUUUGUCAAGAGAUGGCGUUAUUUUAAAAUUU